Amphiprion ocellaris (clown anemonefish) is the source of this 1855-nucleotide messenger RNA. RefSeq names its product myocilin-like. Gene Ontology annotation, biological process: signal transduction; osteoblast differentiation. The coding region runs from base 143 to 1525 and encodes 460 amino acids. The record is from RefSeq and is a predicted model, not a curated record. The transcript is spliced from 3 exons. NCBI's taxonomy places the organism in Eukaryota, Metazoa, Chordata, Actinopteri, Pomacentridae. Gene Ontology annotation, cellular component: Golgi apparatus.
ACACUGACCUGCACUGACCGGGGACACUCAGGUGGGAAGAGCUUAGGAAAGUGAACCAGGGAGAAACAUUUAAGCAGGAGAAGAAGACGACAAACAACUGCAUCUCUGUUCAUUUUCCCCCAAACCAGUCAGAUCAUCCAGAAUGUGGUUCAGAGCGUCUCUCCUCUGUCUGUCCUGCUUUGCUCUGUUCAGCCACAGCCAGGCCCAAGAUCGAGCCUCCCUCCGCCGGUCCAAUGACUCGACCGGACGCUGCCAGUACACCUUCACGGUGGCUUCACCAGAAGAGUCCAGCUGCCCCGUAAGCAGCGCAAAACCAGAGAUAGAUGGAGUCCUGUCCCGGCUCACCCUGCUGGAAGCUUUGGUCAGCCGGGUGAUAGCAGGACAGGACGGAGGCACCAGUACCGGGGUCGGGCCUAAAGACGAAGAGGGUCUCCGGGAGGCUUACUCCCAGGUUACAGGGGAAAGAAACCAGCUGCAGCAGGACAAGGAGCGUCUGAAUAAGCAGGUUCAGGAUCUGCAGAGGAGGCUGGCGGAGCUGAGCCAGGAGGCAGAGAGCCUCAGGCAGAAAUCCUGCCAGCAGACACACACCUCAGGGGCAGCUCAGCAUGAAAACAGGCCUGCCAAUGACCCUGCACAUGACUUGGGGAAUGGUGGAUAUCAGGAGAUGAAGGCUGAGGUGACGGAGGUUCCUGCAUCCCACCUCCUUCCUGAUGGAAAUCACAACUUCACAGGUUGUGGAGAGCUACUGUCAGUGGCAGAGCCUGUGAUGCACAGAAAGGCUGAUGGAAUUACAGGGAAGUAUGGAGUUUGGCUGCAGGAUCCUGAGCCUCAGGGCCCUUAUUACACCAACAAGACUGUGUGGCGCGUCGAUGCAGUGGGUAAAGAUGUGCGUCAGCUCUUUGUAUACGAAGACAUGGAUCAGUUCACCAAAGGCUUCCCGAUGAAGGUCCUGGUUCUGCCAGAGCCAGUGGAGAGCACAGGAGCAACCCUGUACCAAGGCUCCUUCUACUACCAGCUCAGACGCAGCCGUACGCUGGUUCGAUAUGAUCUGGCCUCUGAGAGCGUGGCGUCACGCAUCGACCUGCCUAACGCCGGGUUCCGUGGCCAGCACCCGUACUCCUGGGGCGGCUACACUGACAUCGACCUGGCGGUGGACGAACAGGGCCUGUGGGCCAUCUACAGCACCAGCAAAGCAAAGGGCGCGAUUGUGAUUUCCCAGCUGGACCCCAAGAGCUUGGAGGUGAAGAAGAGCUGGGAGACCAACAUCAGGAAGAACACGGUGGCCAACGCUUUCAUGGUGUGUGGACGUUUGUACACGGUGGCCAGCUACACGGCACCCAACACCACCAUCAACUAUGUGUUUGAUACAGCGACCGGCGUGGGACAAGCUGUGUCCGUGCCCUUCAAGAACAAGUACCGCUACAACAGCAUGGUGGACUACAACCACGCCCAGAGGAAGCUGUUCGCCUGGGACAACUACCACAUGGUCACCUAUGACGUCAGACUGGGCAGAGCCAGCAGCUAGACGACUGCUGCUCACAGGACUGUGCUGAUGCAAGAACAAGGAAAAGAGGUGAAAGGCGGAAUCAUUUCAGCUGGUCAGAUUAUUGCAAGACUAUGGUAUCUGUGUGUUUUUGAACUAUAAAAUCUUCUUUUUUUAUAAUUUGUAUUGUAAAUAAGAUGUGCGAUGACAACAAAGAAAUGUUCAUAAAACAGAUUAGUGUUGCUAUAUGAUAGAGUCAGUGCUGAUCCCAGGAAUUGUAAACUGUAACCACGAUGCAAUGACGGAGUAUUUUUGUAAUCUGUUAAUAAAUGUUCAUGUUAUUUAAGUUCUCAAUAAAAUUUUGAAAAAGUA